CUUUGUGUAACCUGCAAUUUCCUACUCUAUGCCAUGUUGCGUUUGUAAUUUGUAAUUACUACACUUGCUGUUCCAGCAAAUGUUGUUUUGCCAAACAAUUGGGGGAAUAAAAAAGGCGUAAAAUGAAAAAUGGAUGUCAUAGUCACACAAAAUUUCUUAACAAUUUGUCAAGCCGUAUCGGAAGAGUUCAGUAUCGUACACCGUGACACGAGAAUUUAGAUAAUAUCCCACAACUUUCCACAGUUAUGACAGUAAAUAUACUUGUAUACUUCUUAACCUACAUAUCAAAGAUAAAUUUCACCCAAUAAAAGAAAAUGAUCGUGCUCUUCAAAAAAAAUUGUCCUGGCAGGAAUCGAAUUUACGUUCUCCGGUACAUCAACAGGCCAGUUUGUGCACGUGAAAUGAAUGUUUGUGAAACUAACCGCGACACAACACUUCCGCAUUGAGAGGUUCAAACCUUGGGUCGCGGGGUGGUGUCACAAACAUUCAAGUUCACAAAGACACCCAGAUUCUGAAUAAGCAUCCGUGGAUCACAAAACCUCAUGUCCCACGUGGGGAUCGAACCCGCGAUGUCUCGCGAGUUCAGCGGGCUUGGCAGGGCUGGUGAUCUCAAUCAGUCGGCUGAUGUCGUAAAAAGUAAACUCUCAAAACCAAAGUCUUGCGGUCAUGUACGUGCCAACAAAUAUAGCAUUAGAAAAAGAAAUAACGAAAGACGAGUAGUAUUUUCUCAAAGCCUAAAGGUGCGGUCUCAAGGAGUCGCUUAUCGCCCCUCAGAUUUGUCGCUGCAAACGAGCGACAAGCGGCUCAGGAGGCUACACUUUAAAAAGAAAAACGAUCCAGAGUGAGUUGCGAGACAAGUCGGCAUAAAGUGGUGCAGCAACGGUCUCUAAAUUUAAUUCCCGUGAAUAAUGGCAUCGUUUCUUUUAUUUGUACCACUGCCACGGGUUACGAAUGAGGUAAGAAUAUUAGCAACACAAUGUUGCGCCCUGACCAGAUUUAUCGCUGCAAACGAGUGACGAGCGACUCAUGAGGCUGCAUCUUAAGUUAUUUCCAAAUGCAAAUCAAAAUGUAAAAUCUGUUGUGUAUUGCUCUCUGACUUAUAUAUAGUUAUCUGUGGUGUAUUGCUUGUCAGUUCUCAAAAGUAAACUUGGUGGAAUCUCAGAGCUUUAUAAAUUCACAAGUUGGUCGAGUCAAAAACUAUAACAUUUGUAUCUUGUGACUCUGGUUAUAGUGGUUAUCAUUACAAAAAAAGAGUUACAUGGAAACUUAUAAAGUGGAAAACUGGUAAAUAAUUCGGCUUUUACCGAAAUGGCUUGUGAGAACUUUAAAAAAUAUGCAACGGAGUAUGAUCCAAUAAAAAUAGGAUCAAUUGACGGUACAGACACGGAGCCACAUGAUCAUGCCAUUAUAAGAGCUCUGACGUCGGAAUACACACCAAACAAACUGGUAAUGGGCAACCCUCUUAACACAUUGUUUGUUGGUCGACUGAAUCCCAGGACUACUGAAGAGACACUACAGUCAGAAUUCAGGAAGUUUGGCAGAAUAUCUAACUGUCGCAUUGUGAAAGACAUUGUUACUGGGAAAUCUAAGCAAUAUGCAUUCAUUGAGUUUGAGAACUUGGGCUGUGUGGAUCGGGCCUUAAAGGAGAUGCUGAAGGAGUAUAUAGAUGGUGUAGAGGUAAUAGUAGAGCGAGAGGCAGAGCGCCGGCUGGCGGGCUGGCGGCCGCGGCGACUCGGCGGCGGGUUCGGGGGCCGGAGGGAGGCCGGCCAGCUGCGGUUUGGUUGUCAGGACAGACCCUUUAGGAGACCUAUUAUUGUUAUAGAACAAAAACGGGACAAUUUAUGAUGCACACAAUGAGCUACGUGUAUGUAAUGUUAUACAUAAUAUAGCAAGUAAAGUUAAGCAGUAGUUAUAGGAAAAAAAGCAUUACUGAAUGUAUUUUUUUAGUGAUCUAAUUGGUCAUGAGUGUCAAUCAGCAAUAAAAUAAACAUGAAAAGC
Molecule: messenger RNA, 1998 nt
Organism: Trichoplusia ni (cabbage looper)
Lineage: Eukaryota; Metazoa; Arthropoda; Insecta; Lepidoptera; Noctuidae
Product: U11/U12 small nuclear ribonucleoprotein 35 kDa protein-like
Exons: 3
Coding region: 1309-1845 (178 amino acids)
Biological process (GO): mRNA splicing, via spliceosome
Cellular component (GO): U12-type spliceosomal complex; precatalytic spliceosome
Molecular function (GO): mRNA binding; snRNA binding
Source: RefSeq, a predicted model, not a curated record